AUGAAACAAAGAAAUUAAUAAGCUUAUCUCAAUUCUGAAGUUAAUCUACAAACUAAUGAAAGGAAAAAGCCAAAUACUCCUUUUACUCAAUAUGGAGAUUUGUUUUAUUAAAAUCCUUCAAACUUUAUGGAAAUGUAUUUUUUUAAGUAUAUACAUAGUACAAAACCAUCAGAAUAAUUUGAAACAUAAUUAUGGUUGAAGAGUAAUUAGCAAAUAAAAAAUAAUUCAUCUAGUAAUUUGAUUCAUAAUUUGGUAACUUAAACUCAAUUAAUAUAAACAACUAUAAAUAUAUUUCAUGAGAAAUAUGAUAUUUUGAAAAUUCUAAAAGAAAACUAAUAAUGUCAAGUAAGUUUUUUUUUAAAAAUAUUAGAUUGUGCAAUGUAGAAAUAUUAUCACUUAAGAAUAUGUUGUAGCAAAAAUAUGUAUAUUACAUAAUUUUAAGUUUGGGGUCGAUAGUGAAAUAAAAGUUUGCUAGACUUUAUAAUAUUAUCCCCAUUCAAAAUUAAUGAAGCUGUUAGAAAUGUUUACUGACAAAGAUACUCAUAUCUUUAUAUAUGAGUAUAUGGAAGGUGGUACUCUAUUUGAAUACAUGCAGCAUAAGUAACUCAAAUUAGAUGAAUCAGAAAUUAGGAUUAUAUUUAAACAACUAUUAAAAGCUUUAAAUCAUUUAGAUUCUCUUAAUAUAAUUCAUAGGGAUUUAAAGCUUGAUAAUAUUAUGUUUAAAGUAAGAGGAGAUAUUAAAUCAUUAAAACUAAUUGAUUAUGGUUUUUCAACAUUAUUAUCAGAUGUCUAAGGUUUAGAAUCAAGAUGUGGAACUCCUGGGUAUGUCGCCCCAGAAAUCUAUGAAAAAUCACAUGCUUAUAAUUAAUUAUGUGACAUUUAUAGUCUAGGAGCUAUUAUACACAUUUUAGCAACUGGAAAACGUAUAUAUUCCUCAAAAUUUACAUCAAAAGAAAUAUGCGAAUUGAAUAAACAAAAUAAAUAUUAGAUUAGUAUUAAUAAGAAAUGUACUUUAUUAUAUGAUAUAAUUACUUAAAUGCUAUAAAAUGUAAGCAAUAGACCCUCAGCUUAAAAAUGCUUAUUUCAUCCUUACUUCAUUAAAUUGUCAGAAUUAAAUAAUUCUGAAUAAAUCAAUUAACAGUAAAAAUAUAUUUUAACUUUUAGAAUUUAUAAGCUUUAAUUUCCUCAAUUUAAGAAUCCUUUUUAAUCUUUCUAAUGA
Paramecium sonneborni is the source of this 1219-nucleotide messenger RNA. Lineage: Eukaryota; Ciliophora; Oligohymenophorea; Peniculida; Parameciidae. The record is from the annotation of a GenBank genome assembly.